AUGGAAGGAUUAGACGGAAUACAGCACGUCAGCAAAAACAAUCUUUAUAAUCAAACGAUCUUAUCAUAUCUAUCAGUAGAACGAUCACUUCACUCAAGGCUCUACAUACUAUUUCCUGUUGAAGAGUAUUACACCGAAGACGCAACGAUGUUACAUUUACUAGUCAUCCUUACGGCUAUCAGUUUUACACUAACAGCCUCACAAACGAACGAUCAGUCAACUCCAACAUAUACAAUUGUACCUGGUGAAUUCACAUGGUUUGAGGCAAAAAAAGAAUGUGAAAAGAUAGGUGGCUUUCUGGCGGAACCCCGCACUCCGGAAGAAAAUGUCAAAGUAGAGGAGCUAUGUGCAUCACAUACAUAUUGGAUUGGUAUUACCGAUUUGACCACUGAAGGAAUAUUCACUUACGCCAGGGAUGAUUCCAUAAUUGUAUACAGUAACUGGUCUCCCCAUGAGCCAAACAACUUGGGAGACGAACACUGUACAGAGUUGUACGUCGAUGGUACAUGGAAUGAUCUGAACUGUGAAGACAACCACAUGGGUGCAAUCUGCCAAUUCGCGAGUGGUUGUCACGGUGAUCCACAUUUGAGAACAUUUGAUGGUCGUGCAUAUACCUUCCAAGGCACAUGCUGGUACACACUGUUCAAGGACUGCACCGAGUACUCCCGUUUUGAAGUCACAACUAAGUUCGAGCCAAGAGAAGAUAGUACUCCAGACCAAGUCAGAACGAGAAUUGUCGCUUUCAAAGUUACUGUUGGAGAUGAAUACUCUAUCAUUGAUGGACUGGACAUUACUACAGGACGUACUGGUGGACAGAAGACUGACGCAAGAGUUAUAACUAUCCAGGAAAAAGAUAAGAAGAUUAAACUGAACUUCACUUCGAAAAACACGACAUUUACAAUGGAGUGGACUCUGAGAAAACAUGCAUUAAGUGUUAAUUACGAUGGCUCUUUUUAUCACGGAAAACUAUGCGGUCUGAUGGGCAAUGCUGAUGGUAUUGCUGUCAAUGACUUCCAAAAACUAGAUGGCAGUGUUGCAAAAGAUGCUGACGAGUUUGGAGAAAGCUGGAAAGUAUACGGAACAAAAUGCGACUAGGAAUAUCCUUAUGACCAAAAAGAUGAACGGAACAACUUAUCAAUAAUUUCAGCUACUCUGAUGAACGUUUGGGUAGAGUUUGCGUCUAGAUUUAACUUAGAAAAAGUUUGAGGUCUCUUCUAAUCGAAUAUUACGAUUUGAACUAAAUGGUUUUGGUGUACUUAAUUACUAUAUUCCGUGAUUCUAUUUAAACUGUACUGUGCAUUAGUGCUCUAGGUCAAGGGAAUAGUUCAAUAAAAUGACUACAAAAUGGGAAUAA
This is a messenger RNA of Saccoglossus kowalevskii, 1354 nucleotides long. RefSeq names its product zonadhesin-like. NCBI's taxonomy places the organism in Eukaryota, Metazoa, Hemichordata, Enteropneusta, Harrimaniidae. The record is from RefSeq and is a predicted model, not a curated record.